Messenger RNA from Lates calcarifer (barramundi perch), 567 nucleotides. Its product is annotated as interferon-induced protein 44. The record is from RefSeq and is a predicted model, not a curated record. Bases 139 to 561 code for a protein of 140 amino acids. The transcript is spliced from 5 exons. Lineage: Eukaryota; Metazoa; Chordata; Actinopteri; Centropomidae.
UGUAACACAUAGAAGUGGGAGGAUCAUUUAAUAUGUAAAUGACUGUGUUGAUGUCACUGAUGGAUACAUAAGUGAGAACAUUUAGUUGAAGACAUUUUAUUUUCCACAUUGUUCCAGUACAACUUCAACAACACAGCCAUGGGAGCAGAACAGUCCAAAGCAAAACCAGCUCCACUUCUCAGCGAACCAUGGAGGCAGAUUGACUGGGGAGACCAACAGAGAGAUCUGCAGUUUGUGAAGACCUACAAACCUCAGACUGAAGGUCAGCAGCUCAAGAUUCUUCUUCAUGGUCCAGUUGGAGCUGGAAAGUCCAGUUUCAUCAACUCGGUCCAAAGUGUCUUACAUGCUAGAAUGUACAGACAGGCUUUGGCGGACAACAUUUCUCAUGACAGUUUCACCAAACAGUACGAAACCUUCAAGGUCCAAAAAGAAAGCUCUGAUACCGUCUAUCCUUUUGUCUUCAAUGACAUCAUGGGCCUGGAUCCAAACAAAGGUGUCCUGGUUGAUGACAUCAAACUGGCUUUGAGGGGACACAUAAAGGAUGGAUACAGGGUACAGUAGCUGAAA